Mugil cephalus (flathead mullet) is the source of this 2714-nucleotide messenger RNA. RefSeq lists its product as uncharacterized. The record is from RefSeq and is a predicted model, not a curated record. The transcript has 4 exons. NCBI's taxonomy places the organism in Eukaryota, Metazoa, Chordata, Actinopteri, Mugiliformes, Mugilidae. The coding region runs from base 2222 to 2674 and encodes 150 amino acids.
AUCAGCAGCGUACGUACAGUAACUGACGCGGAUAACGAGGAUGCUCCGGCUUCUGUGGACUUAAAUGUUUCGGAGAAAGCAAGCAGCCCAUAAAUCACAUCAGAUUAUAUCGUAUGUUUUGCUUCUGGUGCAGAGAAGUAUAUAUAUAUAAAUAAAUUAACGGUUCAUACAUUUAUCUCCCGGCCUCCGACGGGACCGGAUUGUGCUUCGCUGGCAGAAAGCUGCAGACCGACCUCACGCCUCAAUAACUCCACACAACUGAAAUGUUGGCUUGUUAAAUGAGCUGCUGUGUGUGCGUGUGCGUGUACAUAGGAGCAAGGCUACAUCCAUGUGACACCUCAUUGUGACAGAGAGGCCUGAGCUGAGGUCAGAGCAGGAUUCACAUCAGCAAACUGGAAUGAUUAUUUUGUUGACGGUACUUGUGAUACGUUCAGGUUGCGGAUCAGUGCCAUGAAAUGUUCUUUCCACAGCUACAUCAUCCACUGAUUAAAUAAUAAUAAAAAAAACAGCUGGCUUAUAAUGUGUUUUUCCUAUUGUGUAGAAACAAACACUGGUGCAGAAAAUGGAGAUUCCCCGUUUCCCCUCCACUGGGACUGUAGGACGGAAUCCAAGUGUGACUUCACUAUGUUUGGCUCAGUGCUGGCUGGGUGAGCAGGGUCACCGGCUGGUUAAGGAGGCAGAUGGUAAAACGUCUUUGAGCAUAAACCCCUCAAACAAAGCAUUUAGCUUUGGGGUGUCGGACUCAUUUUAGUUCAGGGUCCACAUACAGACAUGUUUGACUUCAAGGAGGCUCGACCAGUAAAUAAUAGCACAAUAAUAUAGUCAACUUUAAAAUUUUUCCUUUGUUUUAGUUCAAAUAACUGCACCAUGACCAUAAGAAAAAUAAGGGAAAUUUCUGCAGAUGUCUGCUUUCCGCUAUUCUUAUUAAAACAGUGGACGAAUUAGGACUUUUUAUUGAAAAUUUGCAGUUAAAAUCUUGUAUGUUAUUCAUGCUGCGGGCCGGUUGUGACUCGUGUUUGACAGCUGUGCUCUAAAGGAAUCGGUUCCAAUCUUAAGUGUGAUAAUUUUCCGACGCACGUCAUUUGUUAUUAGUGUAAAAAAAUUUAUAGUCGCUUUAGCAUGUUUACAACCUAGCUUUGCCUCUAUACAUUCCCAAGCAUUUACAUCACGUAUCUCCCUCCUCGGUGCUCAUGUACAUCCAUCUGUGUGAAGGGAUUUGUUGUGGCUGCCCACGGAAUGUGACAUGCUGAGUCCAGAGUGGUAAUUUAGUGGAAAAAGAUCUCUACCACCGUACAAGACAACACACACACACACACACACACACACACACACACACACACACACACACACACACACACACACACACACACACACACACACACACACACACACACACACAGAGAGAGAAGAGCAGGGUACUGCACACGCUCCAUGUUUUUAUCCUGAGGCAGCACCCAGAAGGCAUUUUUCAAAAGGUGAAAAUGUGACGCCGCGCUGCGAAAGGCCCAUUUAUCAACUUCCUGUUCACCUCAACUGUCGGAGGAAUGAGGGCAGAGGAGGAACGCUAACAAUGACGAGCGGAGGUCAAGGUACGGCGGAGUGGAUAAUCUCAUUACACGGCCGUAAAUCCAGCCCACGCUGAACCUGACGUGACCUCUUCACGUCGCCAAAUACAUCCAAUUUAAUUAAACAUCACUCAAGUCAAAUCAUUUUGUCAUCAGGUCGUUCUUAACGGACUGGACCUCCUCGAAGGCGCGCGCUUCCUUCGUUUGGAGCGGAAAACGGCGCGGUGACUUCACCCCCGCCAGGUUGGACGGAUGAUCCGCGCAGACGCCCGGCAGAACCAACACCAGCACCCGUCCAUCACCGCCCUGACAGCCUAAUAAACCUAACAUCUGAGCGACACAUAACACACAUUCGCACGGGGCUGCUUAUAUCAGCCUGCAGGACGGCGGGCCCGCAUGCAUCAGUCGCACACUCACGCUUUCCAGAGGCCUUUAUCGUCAGCAGCUCUGAAUCACAGAGGAGGGGAGCGCACCGGCAACAACAACAACACAGGGUGCAGACACUGAGCGUCGGAGACCACACCAGAAAAAAAGAAGCAGCAAAGUAGUUCGCUGUUGUUGUUUUUUUUUGAGUCAAGCUGGCUGCAGACGAGACAAAACCCCUGUUGGAGGAGGGAGAGACCGGCAGAGAACAGGAGGUCCCGGGGUCACGCGGGAUGUUGGUGCGAGUCGAGCUGGAGCGGGACGUCCCGAUGUCGGUGACGCUCCCCAUCCAGGUGCAGCCCGACCCGGCGCACCAGCCCUUCCCCUUCCUGGACACCACCCUGGCAGAUCUGGGCAUCCAAGAGUCGGAGGUGAAGGAGAGGGUGGUGUGGGUCGACACCAAGAAGACGCAGGUGAAGAACAAAGCGGGGAAGCUGAAGGAAAAAGAGAUCACCAUCCUAGAGGUUCGAGUGAAAGCCCAGAAGCCUGGAGAGAAGCAGCUGCAGGAGGUCCUGUACAGCACAGAGGCUCACACUGACCGCUCCUUCUGCCGCACCGGAAUGAACAUCCUGCCCUGGAAACAGACACACACAGGGGAGAACGGACUGACACCCGUGCAGAUGACUAUGGCGGUGGACGUGGAGAACCAGCAGCCUGGCUUUACAAACGGACAAAGGGAGAUCUGAGGCAAAGACCCACCAGCGUCCCUUUUUUUUUUUCUAACUU